CAUUUGUCGCAACCGUUAAGGGUAACUAGGCACUAAAAGUCAAGCAAUCGUGAUACAUACCCAUAUAAAAUCAACGUGUAGCAUGCACCCAAAAAUAUGAAAUCUGGAAAUUGUAAACUUACUAGGAAACUAAAUUACCGUGAAAUGUUAAAUCUAUAAUUUUCAGAUUUAUGAAAAUCUCUUUUCAACUUUGGCCAAACUGAUUCCAUACUUUUUGUACCUUUUGUCUCCCACUUGAUAACACAAUAUGGCAACGUCUCUGGAAAAAGUUAUCGAGCAGGGCAAAGCCAUGGAGGCGAACGAAGCUCGAAAGUCUGGAGAGCCAAGCGAGGCCAGGAAAUCUUUCGGUGCUGGUACUUCUGCCGAAGAGAAACAAAAAUUCGAAAAAGCAGAACUGAAAGCGGACAAACUACGCGUGAAACUCACCCCGAUUGAAGAAUAUGAAAAGAAACUUGUCUUCCACUUGUGCGUGAUAACUUGAUGACAGGAAAAUAAUGUCAAUAUGAAAUGAGUUAAUAAUGUUGACCCCCUAAUUAUGUCCAGAUCGGACGCACCAGGGCGUGUAGUUACUCGUUUGGAACGUCUCAUGGGCUCGGACAAGGUCAGUCUGUUGGAUCACGAGUGGAUGCGAGAGUUAGAGGAGCAAUUGGAAGGAGAGGACAAGAAGGAAUGGCUUCGAAGGAACAAGAAUCGAAUGAAAGUAGAGCACAUGCGAUUUCGAAAACUUGCCAUUGACGGAUUAAUGCCGAUUCCACCCACGAUGGAAAUGCAAGAUAUCUACAAUCACCCGAUAUACAGGGUCAACAAAAUCAUGAAACGGCUCAACAAGUUUGAUUAUAGUGCGAUGCUCAAUCCCAAAACGGUGAUGCCCCCACUCACCCUCAUCGAUCCAUUUAAAGAUGACGAAUCUGGCCAGAGUUUCAAAUCAUUUCCUGGUCAUAUAAACCUCGAAGAAACCGCAUCUCUCAUGUCAGUCGCCAGAUCAAAGUCAUUUGCUCGCAUAAAAAAACCUGCAAAACCUGUGUCGAAACUUACCACCACGCCUGUCGUGAGUACUCAGACGUCAGUAUUAUCGUUUGCUUCUACCGCCGGGGAGGAUGGUGAAACUGAUCAAGAUCUUGACCGUCCAUCGCAACAUUCAACUGUCCCAGAUAAAGCCUCAUCAACCCUGCUUGUUCAGAAUGAAGGGGACGAGGAGGAGGAGGAGGGGGAGGGAGACGAGGUAGAAAAAAUAAUGCGGGAGGUCAGCGCAGUAGAAACAGCGUACACAGAAUCGCUAUCCAACCUUCAGAAGAAAUAUUCAAUCGACGAAGGGUCCAAUCUUGCCAUUUGGCAACCCUUUCAAUCCCAGUUGUUGGAUGUUUUCGACACGAUGAAUAUCGACACGGAGAACGCUGUGGUCGAAUUGUACAAGAUGGCAGAAGAGGUUGUAGGUGUGUACAAUCGAGAAGUUGUACAAGCUGAGGAAACCAUCAUCACUUUGAACAAGGUCGUGAAUGCGGUCGUAAACAAUAUGGGGGUUCCGACCCCUAUCAAAUCAGCGUCUUCAGUCAGUUCAAUGCAUGACACGGUUCCACGUAAUUCCAGCCGUAUUUCUACGACCGGAAGUGUCUGAUGCAUAAAUAAACCAAUUCAACGAAAGAAAUAAUAAUUAGAGAAAGAAUAAAACAAAAUAUGAUCUGCAUUUCGACUAAAAUUUUGCCAAUUUGUAUUUCAUUUUUUUCUACAUCAUGCCAAUCAUUGCAAUUUAACAGAUUUGACAGAUUUGAGCAAGUUAUCAGGAUGUUCACUUUUUGAGGUAGGUAAGUCCUGGGUAGUAGGCUGUUGCUGGAUAAG
Molecule: messenger RNA, 1836 nt
Organism: Folsomia candida
Lineage: Eukaryota; Metazoa; Arthropoda; Collembola; Entomobryomorpha; Isotomidae
Exons: 5
Coding region: 536-1615 (359 amino acids)
Source: RefSeq, a predicted model, not a curated record